Messenger RNA from Sceloporus undulatus (fence lizard), 2182 nucleotides. RefSeq lists its product as uncharacterized. Bases 192 to 1538 code for a protein of 448 amino acids. NCBI's taxonomy places the organism in Eukaryota, Metazoa, Chordata, Lepidosauria, Squamata, Phrynosomatidae. The transcript has 2 exons. The record is from RefSeq and is a predicted model, not a curated record.
AGAAGGAAUGGUGGCUAAUAAUGAAUGCUUUUCCUAACAUAAGAAGUAGAUUCAAAUUAAUAGUAUUUCCCUGAGGAAACCUCUUGAGUGUCUCCCCUCAAGAGCGAGGGACCAUUCCUCCAAAUCACACCUGAAGGAGAAGCCCUUUCCUUGUGGUGCUAAGUCUUGCAUCUCAACAUCAGAAGGAGACAAUGCUUCGCUGCAGAAAGCGGGAUUUGUGGAUCGCCGUCCCUUUUCUCAUUCUGCUAUGUGUUCAAGUUCACAACUGGAUAACACACUUCCCUCCUCCUUCCCCGGUGGAGCUGCCAACCGACCGGUGCAGAGGGAAAAUUGUCAACAACACAAUCACAGCAUUAAAACACAACAAGACAUUUGUCAUAUCCUCGUAUCACGACAACAGGGAACAAAACUUGACUCGGGUGAUUGCCAUAGUGGCCUACAAGAACGUGGAGGACCUCUAUUGCUGGUUUUGCUGCAGUCUCGACGGCCGCAUCUCCGUCAAAAGGGCAGCCAUUGCCAUUCACCAAGAUCGGGUUGGCUCCAUUUUCGGGGCGGCGGAUAUUGUGUGUCUGGAACCCCAGCUCUGCUAUCCAAAAUACGUCUCCAUUCAUUCGUCCCCAAAAGGCCAAGCGGAAGAGCUGCCAAGUUUUGAAAUUCAGAACCGUUUGCCGCAGUUUUCCUUUUCGGCUGAGUUCACACUUUGCCUCUCGGUCAUGUUUGAAAACUACAGCAAUGUGUUGCAGUUCAUCCAAAGCAUGGAAAUGUAUAAAAUCCUCGGCGCGCAGAAAGUGGUGAUUUACUUACACAACUGCAGCCAACUGAUGGAGCAAGUCUUGAAUUUUUAUGUUGCGGAAGGCACCGUCGAGGUUAUACCGUGGCCAAUUGUUUCCUAUAUCAAUUUCUCUUCUUUCUGGUACUCGCAUAAGGAUUGGCUGUAUGGGAAAGCCACUGUUCUCAAUGACUGCAUCUACCGCAAUAUGUACAGGAGCAAAUAUGUGGUUCUUAAUGACAUUGAGGAGAUUAUCCUACCCAUCAAACAUCUGAAUUGGCGAAAAAUGAUAAGCAGCCUUGUGGAACGCAACCCAGAGGCCGGCAUCUUCCUUUUUGAAAACAAUUUCUUUCCACAAAACGUUUUCUCUUCCGUCGACAACGGAUUCGACAUUUCGUUAUGGAAGAAUGUCCCGGGAACGAACAUUUUGCAGCAUAUUUACAAAGAACCCAGCAGACUGUGGCUCAAGAACCCAAGGAGAAUGAUAGUCGACCCGAGGAAAGUGGUGCAAACCUCAUCCAGCUACAUUCUCCAGGGUUAUAGCAAAACACUGGACGUGCCCAGAGAUGUUGGCAUGCUUUACAAUUGCAGAGACCACCACAAACAAGAGAUCCCUGACAACUACCUGAUUAGGGACACAGCCAUCUUGAGGUUUGGCGAGCCUUUGGUUAACAAAGUCAACCAAGCAUUUGUAAAAAUGUUUGUUAAGAAGACCGGGAAGUUCAGUUGGAACAAAUACUUAGAAAGAGUUGCAAGAAUCUUAAAAUAGACAUUCUGGGUGUAGACGGUCGCUUGCCAAAACGGAGUUAUUUUUGUUGAAUGAAAGAGGCGUUUCACUUGGUUGUUGUUUACAGGGGCUAAAUGGGGAAAAGGAACCAGCCUUCUUUUAACAUUGUGCAUCACAAAGUUAACAGAAAACAUAACUUAUCACCUCUAAUGGAUAGAUGAAAGCAUGCCCAUCCCUCUUUCUUGCAAUGAGUUCCCAAAUAGCUCAUAAAUUCUCACAGUUGCUUAAGAAGGUAUGGCAUCUGUGAAGGAUUCUGAAGGGAUGAAUCACCUUUUGUCCCAAAUACAUUGGUUGAAUUAACAUUUCGUUUUCGGCUAGUUCUUAUCCGUCCGCUAAAAAUCUGUCAGUCUCAGCCAGCAUGGUUUUGGGACUUUUCCGAUUUGCUUUAGACAGAUAAAUGUAUGAAUCAACAACUAUACGCCAAGCAUCUCUCUUCUAACUGCAUUGACACAAUAGGUGUGGGUAGAUUUGUUUCUUCACCACACAAAAGGUUUUGUUGAAUGUUGUGAAAAUUGAUUAUAGAUUAACUUGGUUACAUUCAGCAGGGUCUGCAUUUUAAGGCAAGCUGGUAUUAUGUUGUCCAGGUAAAUCUUGUAUGUUGAAUAAAGUUAUUCUGCUUAUGCUUA